CGACGAACUUGCGGAAAAAAAACCGCAAAAGGUUGGUAAAAGUUCAGCAAAAUGGCGGCCUCCUCCAAAGCAACAAGCGGGCAACCCACGGGUGCAGAGAGUGUUUUUAGUUCUUUUAUGACCGAGGUAAAGGAAAUAGAGAAGAAAGAUUCUGUUUUAACCAGUAAACAACAGAUUGACCGCUUAUUACGUCCAGGAAGUACAUAUUUUAACCUAAAUCCAUUUGAGGUUCUUCAAGUUGAACCAGAUAUGAAGGUUGAGAUUAUCAAGAAACAAUACAGAAAAUUAUCAAUAUUAAUUCACCCAGACAAGAAUCCGGACAACAAAGAUCGUGCAUUAAGUGCUUUUGAAAUUAUAAACAAGGCAAUGAAGACUAUCGAGGAUGAGAAUCAUCGGAAACGUGUUUUAAAUACCAUACAAGAAGCCAAAGAAAAAACAGAAUUUGAAAUUGAAGAAAAGAGGAAAAAAUUAAAAAAGGAAGGAAAACCAACAAGUAUAGAGGAAGAUGACCCAGAAAGGCUAAAAGCAACUCUCUACAAAACAACGGUAAAACUCUUUGCUGAUUAUGAAAGGCGGCGAAAGGAGUUGGAAGAUAGGGAACAACAGAUCAGGAAGCGUGAACGAGAGGAGGAAAUAGCAAACGAAGAUAAAACUAAAAAACAGAAGGAAUGGCAGAAAGAGUGGGAGGACGGACGUACAAAACGAGUGGAUAACUGGAGGAAUUUUAACGACAAAAAGAAGAAGAAGAAGAGUAGUAAUAAAGGACAGUUUAGACCACCGAAACCAAAACUGGAACAGCGAUGAGGAAAAUCGCCAACCUUUAUAAUCAAUGCAGUGAUAAACAUUGACCAACUUGCAUAAACCAGUUUCUACUGUUCGAAGGACAGUAGUAUUUUGAUACUGACUUGUAUUUUUUAGUAGGAUUGUAGCAGGAUGUAGGCUGUAUAUUUUUGCAACUGGAUUGUAUUUUUCCUUCCAGUGUGUGCGCGGCAGAUACUCUGCAUUUAGCUGCUCAGAACGUUUAAAUGUCUUUGGUUUUCUCUGCUGGCAUCCAAAGUUAAUGACCAACCGCCGUUAUGCAUUGGUUUUUUCCACCAUGGCAUAUUUUACUUAUAUCAAGAUAGGCAAUAUACUAUAAGGGUAGGUUGCUGUGGGAGUUUAUACAAAUUAAACUCUUAGCAAGACUGAUGAAAAUAGAAACCAUCGCUUUUGAGUACAAGACCACUAUUUGAUCAGUCUUCGCAGAAGGAAGCUACAUAAAAUACGCUUAAAACACAACCCUUUUCUUACCUUGAAGUAACUGUUAAUCUUUUAUUUUUAGCAAUGUUUUCACAAGAGAGACAACAUAAACCAUCUGUCUAUUUGGUAAAGCUGGCUUGAAUUGACCAGUUAAAUAUGCAUAGUUUAUUACCAUUGUAUAGCAAUAUACUUGGACCUUACUGGUAAAUUUCUUUACCAUUUUUAUUGCACAGUGCUAACAUGUUGACUUUCAGGGAAAGAGAGUACAAAAUUUCUUCUAUUCAUCUAUUCUAAGCAUGUUAAGCUCUCUCUUGACUAUCAAAUUCCAUUUGACAAAGCUUGCCUAAAUAGGUCAUAAUGACAUCACAUCAUAUCAUGACUAUAUAUGGGCAAUCAACAGUUUUUGACGAAGAAAAUUUUAUAAUCUGAACAGAUCUUUAUAAGGCAUUCGUUACAAACUUUUUAUGAAAGGCAUCUGGUCUACAGUAUCAAAUUUUUAUUUGACAAAAACAUGUAAACAUUCCUAAAUAUGGUCAUGAUGGCAUCACAGUGACAUCACAUGAUGACCAUAUAUAGGCAUACAACAGUUUUCUUUUUCAGAAAAAAAUUAUCCUUCAUAAAGGACAAAAUCUAAGAAGGCUUUUGAUUUUUCUCGUACUUUUCUAUAUAUUGUUGGUGGUGGUAGAACAGUAUAUGUUAAUUAAAUAACUGAAUGUACAUAAGAAAUUAAAAUAGUGGGGUGGCUAAUGCUAUGCAGUAUUGUCAAGCGUAGCGGAGUAGUGUUUUUUUCAACCCUUACUGGGUUUGCCAGUAUAUUUAAUUUCACAUAAUAAAAGGUUUGACUUGUCGUCUUUGAGA
Anneissia japonica is the source of this 2097-nucleotide messenger RNA. Its product is annotated as dnaJ homolog subfamily C member 8-like. NCBI's taxonomy places the organism in Eukaryota, Metazoa, Echinodermata, Crinoidea, Comatulida, Comatulidae. The record is from RefSeq and is a predicted model, not a curated record. The transcript is spliced from 8 exons. The coding region runs from base 52 to 804 and encodes 250 amino acids. Gene Ontology annotation, cellular component: nucleus.